This is a messenger RNA of Prunus avium (sweet cherry), 1723 nucleotides long. RefSeq names its product 3,9-dihydroxypterocarpan 6A-monooxygenase-like. NCBI's taxonomy places the organism in Eukaryota, Viridiplantae, Streptophyta, Magnoliopsida, Rosales, Rosaceae. Gene Ontology annotation, molecular function: oxidoreductase activity, acting on paired donors, with incorporation or reduction of molecular oxygen; heme binding; monooxygenase activity. The record is from RefSeq and is a predicted model, not a curated record.
AUUAAUAUAUAGGAAAUCUAAUUCCUCAGGAAUUAAACCCCUGCAAAUGACUUAGUGUUUUAGCUUCUCAUAUGAGCAACCCUCAAUCAACCAUGGAAGCAGAUUUCCAAGGCUACAUUAUACUUUUCCUUGUCUCCAUGGUUCUGGUUCGAACCAUACUCACCAAAAUUCAGAACAAACCUCGGCUUCCACCAAGUCCAAUGGCCUUACCAGUCAUUGGACAUCUCCACCUCCUUGCUCCAAUUCCUCACCAAGCUUUUCACAAGCUGUCUAGCCGCUACGGUUCUUUGAUUCACAUCUUUCUUGGUUCUGUUCCUUGUUUAGUUGCUUCCUCACCAGACAUGGCCAAAGAGUUCCUCAAGACUCAUGAAGGUUCCUUCUCCAGCAGGCCUUCUAUGGCUGUUGUUGAUUACCUCGCAUAUGGAUCGUCUGAUUUUGCAUUUGCUCCUUAUGGACCUUACUGGAGAUUCAUGAAGAAACUAUGUGUUUCUGAGCUUCUUGGUGGAAGAACACUGGAUCAGCUCCUUCCCAUCCGCCGCGAAGAGUUGACAAGUUUUGUACAAUUGAUCCGAAAGAAGGCCAAGGCAGCUGAGGCUGUUGAUGUUGGAGCAGCGCUUAUGACGAUAACGAAUAAUAUCAUAACAAGAAUGACUAUGGGGCAGAGUUGGUCUACAAAUGAAAGAGACGCUGAUGUGGUCAGGAAGGUGGUGAAAGCUACUGCUGAGCUUAAAGGGAGGCUUAACUUGUCGGAUUUAAUUUGGUUUUGUAAGAACUUGGAUUUGCAGGGCUUUGGGAAAAGGGUUAAGGAAUUGCGCGAUACGUUCGAGACAAUGAUGGAGAGGGUUAUAGAGGAGCAUCAAGAGGCAAGGAAGAAAAGGAAGGAACUUGGUGAAGGUGGUGAUGCCGUUAAGGAUUUGCUUGACAUUUUACUUGACAUAUCCGAAGAUGAGACCUCAGAGUUUAGAUUGAGUAGAAUAAACAUAAAGGCCUUCAUCAUGGUACAUAACUCUGAUCUUGACACAAAAUUUCACUAUCUACAAGAAAUUGAGCUAAUCAACCACCCAGAAGUGAUGAAGAAAGCAAGACAAGAAAUUGACUCCAUAGUUGGCAAAAACAGACUAGUACAAGAAUCAGACAUUUCCAACCUUCCUUACCUACAAGCCAUAAUGAAAGAGACCCUAAGGCUUCACCCUACAAGCCCAUUAAUUGCCAGAGAGUCAACUGAAGCCUGCAACAUUGUUGGCUAUGAGAUUCCAGCAAAAACCAGAUUGUAUGUGAAUGUGUGGGCUAUCAACAGAGACCCGAACCACUGGGAGAAGCCAUUGGAGUUCGAGCCGGAGAGGUUUAUGACUGAAGAGGGAAGUCUGAAAAGCCAGUUAGAUAUGAGGGGACAACAUUUUCAUAUGUUGCCAUUUGGUAGUGGAAGAAGAGGGUGCCCUGGAAUCUCACUUGCAGUAGCGGUUGUUCAGCCAACCCUUGCUGCUAUGAUUCAGUGCUUUGAAUGGAAACUUGAGGGAGGAAAUGGUAGUGGUAUUGUUGACAUGGAAGAGGGACCUGGCUUAACACUUCCAAGGGCUCAUCCCUUAGUUUGUGUUCCAGUGGCUAGGCUCAAUCCCUUUUUAUCUUGUUGAUCAAAGAUCAAUUAAUGUUAUGGCAAAAAAGUUUUCACAAGCUUGACCAAAUGAAGAUUUUGGGACAUUACUGCAUUCCCACGUUUUAAAUA